Messenger RNA from Racocetra persica, 460 nucleotides. Lineage: Eukaryota; Fungi; Glomeromycota; Glomeromycetes; Diversisporales; Gigasporaceae. The record is from the annotation of a GenBank genome assembly.
GUUUGUGAACCAAACACGACAUUGCUUGCUCAUGUAUUAGUAGAUUACGAAUCUGAUGAAUCAGACCAAUUGUCUGAUUUUGUAAAAUCGCCUUCUGAAUUUAUAUUUUCUGACCAGGAAGAUAUUAGUACCAUGGUGGAUAACAAGUUUGAUGGACCAUCUGAUCAUUUACAAUUGACCUCUGAACUUAACUUUUCUAAUCUGGAAGAUAUUGAUAAAACGAUAAAUAACAGAUCGGAAGAAUCAGAUGAACCAGACUCUUUAGAAUUAACCCUUGGACGUACUUUCUCCAACUGGGAUGAACUUAAGAAUUGGAUAUACAGAUUUGCAAUAAAAGAGGGGUUUAAUUAUAAGGUUAGAACAAGUGGAAUAGUUAAAGGCUUAAUGCGAAGGGUUACUUAUGAAUGUACCAAGUCUGGAGUUCACAACUCGCAAAUGUCAUCAGAUUCAACCAAGAGAC